Molecule: messenger RNA, 390 nt
Organism: Talaromyces marneffei
Lineage: Eukaryota; Fungi; Ascomycota; Eurotiomycetes; Eurotiales; Trichocomaceae
Exons: 2
Coding region: 1-390 (129 amino acids)
Source: RefSeq, a predicted model, not a curated record
AUGCGAUUCCUUCAAAUAAUAAGUCUAUGCGUUGCGGCUCUCUUGGGUGCUGGGAUGGUGGAUGCAAGACCUCAUUUAUAUGAUCAUCUCGAGAGAAGCGAUAUAUCCCUAGCAUCAGCAUACAUCAACAACCUCCCCGCCGACGAAACGAUCACCAAACGCACCGCGGCCACCACUGAAGAAAACGAUGCAGAACUCCAUCACAGAAUCGAUGUUACGAAUAGAGAAUACCUCGAGAUCAGAACAGAAGCGCAAGUACAACAAAAGCGGCAAAGUCAUUAUAAAUUCAGAAUUGGGAAUGGGCAACCUAUAAGACGGAGGUUGGAGAUGCGGAAAGCAGAUCCGGAAGGGGAGGAGAUGUUGUUGCCUACUGCUGCGUUGCCGAUUUAG